Rangifer tarandus platyrhynchus (Svalbard reindeer) is the source of this 252-nucleotide messenger RNA. NCBI's taxonomy places the organism in Eukaryota, Metazoa, Chordata, Mammalia, Artiodactyla, Cervidae. The record is from the annotation of a GenBank genome assembly.
AUGGUUCUGGAGGAAGUCCCGGCCCCAGAGCAUGUCUCUGAUGGGAGGAGGGAAGUAAAGCCAGUGCAGUGUUUCCCAAAUCGGAUUCAUCAGGAGAUUCACCACGUAGUCAAUUAUAGAUAUGGGAAGCGAGAAUCAAGCUACCAGAGUGUGAAGAAUCCAUUUAAAACCAAUAUAUCUGUCCGUGCCUAUGAGGAAGUAGAAAGGUCAAUUAGUAAUUUCGUGUUAACAUCAGCCCGCCAGUUCCGAUAA